This is a messenger RNA of Strongylocentrotus purpuratus (purple sea urchin), 4402 nucleotides long. Its product is annotated as cell cycle control protein 50A. NCBI's taxonomy places the organism in Eukaryota, Metazoa, Echinodermata, Echinoidea, Camarodonta, Strongylocentrotidae. The record is from RefSeq and is a predicted model, not a curated record. Gene Ontology annotation, cellular component: endoplasmic reticulum; plasma membrane; Golgi apparatus. Bases 25 to 1215 code for a protein of 396 amino acids. The transcript has 9 exons.
UAGAUAAUUGAUUAAUUGCUCAAGAUGGCGGAUAUUGAGACGAUAGAAACUGUGCAAAGUCAUGGAAAUGACGUCCAUCAGAGGCCCAAGACAACGAAAUCCGUAAUCUUAGAAGAGAGAGAUGAAGAUGAGAAAGUUAGCAAAAAGCCAGGAAACACGGCAUUCAAGCAGCAGAGGUUACCAGCAUGGCAGCCUAUCUUGACCGCAGGAACGGUCCUUCCGAUGUUCUUCCUUGUGGGUAUUGUCUUUGUGCCUCUUGGAGUAGGGUUCCUGGUGACAUCUAACAAUGUUCAAGAAGUGGUACUUGAUUACACAACAUCAUGCACCUACCAGAAUGCAACCAACGGAACAAAAGAUUGCACUGAUUUCUAUGAGUAUCCAGAGAAUGAAAACAGUUCCUGUACAUGUACAAUGAAGUUUGAGCUAAAUACCAAGAUAGAUGGCCCCAUCUACAUGUACUACCGCCUGACCAACUACUACCAGAACCAUCGUCGCUACGUGAACUCUCGGGAUGACAUCCAGCUCCUGGGUAAGAACCCCCUCAGUGUGAGCAGCGACUGUAGUCCUUACGACGAGGAGCUUUGUAUAUACUCCAAUACAUCGGAGGAGAAGAUACCGUACGCUCCAUGUGGAGCCAUCGCAAACAGUCUCUUCAAUGAUACAUUCAAUAUAACGUUUGAUGAUGAUGGUCAGCUGCCAAGUGGUAAGGAGGUCUUGCUAGAUAGAACCAACAUCGCCUGGGCCAGUGACAUUAGGACCAAGUUCAGGAAUCCUACGGGAGCUUCGCUUGAAGAAGCAUUCAAUGGAACCACUAAGCCACCUAAUUGGCAGAAGUACAUCUGGGAGAUGCAAGAUGGUUACCAGAACGAAGACUUCAUCGUCUGGAUGCGAACUGCUGCAUUCCCGACCUUCCGCAAGCUGUACGGUAGGGUCGUGGACCAGCCCAACACGAGGCUAGAUAAUGGCUUACCGGUCGGAAACUACACCCUCACUGUCCAAUACAACUAUCUUGUCCACAUGUUUGAUGGUACAAAGAGCAUUGUUCUGACCACAACCUCAUGGUUAGGGGGCAAGAACAACUUUUUAGGAAUAGCAUACAUCGUGACUGGAUCUAUUUGCAUCGUCUUUGGCGCCUUAUUUCUUAUCGUUCAUAUCAGGCACGGAAAAAAACUGGAUGUACAACGAGGGGAGAAGCGGGGAUUCCAAUCCUUGUAAUUCAACUUUGAUUUACAAAACCUCUUAAUGCAAAAAAAGCCCUGAAACACCCUGGAAAGUACUACAGAAGUCAUUGGAUGAUGAUAACGGACUUCUUUUCUUCGCUCUUCUUUUCUUUCAUUCUUCACUCAAUCAUUCCACCUUGGACUUCAAAGAAAGGAUACACCACUCUUCAGCCUCCCAAGCUUAACACCAGUGAUUCUAGCACCAUUACCUCAACCUGCUACCCAUACACAAGACACUCAAGUGUAUAUUCUCUAAGGUGUAUGGCAUAAAUGUAGUGUGCCUGUGAUGCAGCACCGGACAUAAAGCAAAGUGCAGUGUCAGAGGAUAAAUUCAAAAAAUGCGAUUAUGAAAGCAUUUUAUGAUUUGGGAUGUGCUGCAUGUAUAUUUCCCUUUUGAGCCAGAAGGGCAUUAAUUCUGAGUUAGGAUUGAAGUUGUAAUGCCCUUCUGGAUCCAAAGAGACGAUAUUUACAUUGGCUUGUUAAUAUCAGGAAAUAUUUCAAAAUACAGUGUUUGUUGUCCAAGAUAUACCAGUGAGCAUUAACACACAUGCCUGUCUCUUUGUAAUCAAGGUAACUCUUAAGUUGUAGCAUAAUCCAGCAUUCAUACCACCCGACUUCAUCGUAUAGCUAUACAAUAAGUAAUUAAACUGUUUGUAGUCUGAACGUCGUGUAGAGAAAUGUUGUAUAAUUGAACAUAUGUUUGAGCGUCAUUUCAAAUGGAAACUCAAAUAUAGAGUCAGGGCCUGGCUAUAGCCUGAACAUCAUAUUAUAUGAAAAUAAUAUAAUAUAAUAUAACUUGAUGUUAUACAAUGUUGUUUUCUAGUCUUUAUGUUUGCUUGACUAUAUGGUUAUUCUUUACAUGACAUUUCUUUAUACGAGUUCCAUAUAAUUAGCUUAGUCUGAAAGAGCUAUGAGACUCUGUUCCUGGGAAAAGGAUAAAUCAUUUGUAUUCUGACUUAGACUUUUUCUUUGAAUCCAACAUGCAUGUAUUUAGUCCAAAAUGGAGUGAAAAUUUGUGAAAGCUUAUGAUGUGCUGUUGUCCGUUUCCUUUUUUUUUCUUCCUCCGAGUACUUUCUCAAUGUCUUCUACAUCAAAUAGUCUUGUUUCAAAUAUAUUAACUUAUUUUUGUAAUUCCCCCAUUCCUUUAAGCUUUAAAAAAUAAUCAAAUAGUCACCUGUUAUUAUUCAGAUAUGUGUUUACUAUGGAUAACUGUAGCUGAUUGUAGAAGACAUAAUUUGUAAUGGUAAGAUAUUUUUAAGUUGUUCAAUCUUCUCUUUCUAAAUUUUAAUGUUUAACAAUAACUCUAUUUUUCUUAUUUUUUGGAGACAAACAUACUCUUUUUAAUCUGUACUAUUUAGGAUAUAUUUUGACCCCUAAAACGUAUGGAAAAGUGCCUGCUAGCUUCUGUUCCAUUUUAAGUGAGUUCUUCAUCAACUUUUAAGUGAGCCAUGAAGACACUUUGUCUCAUUGGCAAAAAAUGAUGUACCAUGCCAUGGUAUUGCAUACAUUGUGACUAUAAGUGAGGUACUUUUAAAAUAGUUGAUUUAUUCUUAUCAAAUAUCCUUCCCUCUAUUUGCUUUACUCUGAACUUGAUACUGUUCCUAACCGAGGUAGUGCAAUGUAUACAAUGUAAAUAAUCAUUUUGUAUCUGUAUGUAUGGUAAUGACAAGUACAGAAUAUCAACUAAGAAAACCAAAAUUUGUAUAACGAUUUGACAUACCGGUAAUAAAACUGUAAUUGAUGUACCGGUACUUCGAUAUUACCAUGCUAUUUGUUAAAAUUAGACCUGUUGGGACUCAUUUCUAUCCAUGAUGAUGUUAUUUGAUUUUAUAUGUGGUGAUGUAGAAUUAUGAUUACCGGUAGAUAUAUUAUAUUUAGAAGAGAUACAUUAUUAUAUUGCCAUGAUUUAAUAUUUGUAAUAUAUAUAUAUUAUGUUCACUUUUGUAAUGACAAGUAGCGUAUGAUUAUAUCCAGGGAUAUGAAAGCCUACACUUUCUAGUGUGUAUAUUUAGGUUGCACUGUGCACUAUGUAUUCAUGUAUUAACAUGUCUGCAUGAUCUGCUUAGUAUUGUUUUAACAUAAUUGGAUUUGAAACCUCUUUAAGGGUGAUACUCUAUUCCUUGCAGCUAACUUGUUUUUACAUUGGCUAUGCAGUAGGGGGGAAUUUUUUUUUUUUUUUUUUUUUCUUCAUUUAUAUAAAUGUAUACAUGGAUUUGCAUAUGAAUAGUAAUGAAUAAAAGUAAGAACAAAAUGUUUAAGCGACUUCAUGUACUGCUUAAAAAUGCAUGUACAUGUGUGUAUAGCAUGAUCACAAAGGCUUUCAAGAAAUCAAACCAAGGGCAAUAGGCUUGUAUAUCACCUUAUGAAAUACAUGUAUGGAAACAUGACGAUGACAUAUUACAUAAUCUGAUAAAUAAUGGCUUCUUACAUAGCGCUAACAUUCAUCACGUUUUGAGACUGUGAUGCUCAUUCAUGGUGCAUCAAAAUUGUUACUAGUAGAGUAACUAGUGCUCAAGUCUACCAGGUACCCAUUCACCUCACCUGGGUGAAGAGUGGCAGAUGUAGAUAAACGUCUUGCCGAAGGAUGUUAGUGCCACGCAGGAAGGCGAUUUAUAUAGGCAAUACACUAUGAUGUUGCCCUGGAGUUGGUUUCUUGAAAGUCUGUGCGUUUGUUUUGAAUCUAUGAUAGAUAUGAAACUAUUUAUUGUUAUUCAUGAUUCUAAUUUUUAUCAGGUAUUGAAUAAUACCUUCUAUUCUUGCUUUGUACUUUAUGAAAUUAUGUUUAAAUUGUAUUAAUGAUUUUUCUUUAGUGACAUUGUGAUGGUCUUUAUAUCAUACAGGGUUUAGUCCACCUUUUUUGUUUAGUAGCCGCAACUAUGUUGCUAUCAUGGAAAACCUCAAAAAAUAUGAAUUUUAAGAAUUCAUACAUGAUUGAAUAAAAUAGAUAUCAUUUCACAUAAAAAUAUUAAUAUCUUAUAAACAUGUUUGCGUGUUUAUGUUUUAGGAUUUUGGUUUUAAUUGAGUAAUUUGAAAACAUUUAGAGAUGUUUUUAAUGAAUCAGACAAGUCAACAAAACUAACUUUAUUUUGAGUCAAAUAAUGGUAUAUAAAACUGAUCAAUGUUUUAUUACAUGUAAUGCCAACUAGAAACAUCAAUAAAAUCUUUCUUUUAUCUAAAUAACA